AGAUAUAUCUAUAAUCUUAAAUAGUUUACAAUAACUUUUAACAGACAUACAAAAAUUUUUCUAUAGCGGUUCCAUACAAACAAUUAAAUAGUUUCCAAGUAUUUUCAGCCCAUUUUGUCUAAAAUGAAAAUUUUUGUUUUAUUAUUAUUCGUGUGUACCACAGGACUGGUGGAACCACUUAACAACAGAAGGUUUCCUGCUCAUUUUAUGAUUGGAGCAGCAACAGCGUCCUAUCAGGUGGAAGGUGCAUGGAAUGAGGACGGAAAAGGAGAAAACAUUUGGGAUCGACUUACACACUCCCCCAACUCUCCAGUACUAGGAAACCAAAACGGAGACAUAGCUUGCGAUUCAUACCACAAAUAUAAGGAAGAUGUUGCAAUGUUGAAACAUCUCGGAGUCAACCACUACCGAUUCUCCAUAUCAUGGUCAAGGAUUUUACCGACAGGAUUCACGAAUCGGAUAAACCAAGCAGGAAUAACGUACUACAAAAAUCUGAUAAAGGAACUGCAGGUUAACGGCAUUGAACCGUUCGUUACUAUGUUCCAUUGGGAUACUCCUCAACCAUUACAAGAUAUAGGCGGGUGGACUAACGAAUUAAUCGUCGAUAAAUUCGCAGACUACGCUAAAGUACUUUUUGACAACUUUGGACAUGACGUUAAGUACUGGGUAACUUUCAAUGAGCCAAAACAGACGUGCCAAGAAGGAUACGGUUCUGGAUCGAAAGCACCUGCCAUAAAAUCGCAUGGAAUCGGAGAAUACCUUUGUGCUCACAACAUUAUAAAGUCUCAUGCUAAAGUAUGGCACCUUUAUGAUAGGUAUUACCGAAAGAAACAACAAGGAAUGGUGGGAAUAACAAUUGAUACCAUGUGGAUGGAGCCUGAUACGGACAGUGAACUAGAUAAAGUUGCCGCUGAAAGAAAAUUGCAAUUUAUAUUCGGUUGGUAUGCCAAUCCUAUUAUAAACGGCGACUACCCAUCGCAAAUGAAGCAAUUUAUCGCAAAAAGAAGUAUUGCGCAAGGUUUCAAACACUCCCGUUUGCCGCAAUUCACAUCAGAUGAAGUUAAAUACAUCAAAGGAGCUAUUGACUUUUUGGGAGUAAACCAGUACACAUCAAUGUUAGUACGGCACAUGGACGAUAAGAAUAAAACCGAAAUAUCGUGGGAAGCUGACUCAGAAACGUUUCUUUACCAACCAGAUAAUUGGGAAUCAACUGCUACAGACUGGUUGAAAGUCACUCCAUGGGCGUUAAGGAAACUUUUGAACUGGAUCAAACACACCUACGGAAAUAUUCCUCAGAUUAUUACUGAAAAUGGAUACUCGGAUAACGGAACAACCUUGGAAGACGACGGAAGAAUCAAUUAUUAUAAGCAACAUUUGAGUAACAUCAGGGAUGCAAUCGAUGACGGUGUCAAUGUUAUUGGAUACACCACAUGGAGUUUAAUGGACAAUUUUGAAUGGUUUAGAGGAUAUCAAGAGAAAUUCGGAUUGUACCAAGUAGACUUUUCGUCACCGCAACGAACUAGAAGCCCGAAAAAGUCCGUCAGUUAUUUCAAACAUGUAGCAGAAACAAAAUGUAUCGUUGAUGUAUCGGACUGCGUUGUCGAUGUAGACGAAAUCGUUAGAUAUAUCUAUACAAAUGUCGAUAAAAUUGUGUUAUCGUAGAAAAACCAAACUAAGUUAUUAAGUUAUUUAUUUUUUUAGUAUUGUGAUAUACUUACAAUGUUAUUUAUUUAUUUAUUUGUGUAUAGUCCUACUGAUGAAGUAAUUUAUAAUAAAUUAUCGAACAU
Molecule: messenger RNA, 1787 nt
Organism: Diabrotica balteata
Lineage: Eukaryota; Metazoa; Arthropoda; Insecta; Coleoptera; Chrysomelidae
Source: the annotation of a GenBank genome assembly